This is a messenger RNA of Protopolystoma xenopodis, 354 nucleotides long. The record is from the annotation of a GenBank genome assembly. NCBI's taxonomy places the organism in Eukaryota, Metazoa, Platyhelminthes, Monogenea, Polystomatidea, Polystomatidae.
AUGGAUCCAGAUGGAUCCGGAUGGACUGGAUGGAUCCGGAUGGAUCCGGAUGGACUGGAUGGACUGAAUGGAUCCGGAUGGACUGGAUGGAUCCGGAUGGAUCCGGAUGGACUGGAUGGAUCCAUGGAUCCAGAUGGACUGGAUGAAUCCAGAUGGAUCCAGAUGGACUGGAUGGACUGGAUGGACUGGAUGGAUCCAGAUGGACUGGAUGGACUGGAUGGAUCCAGAUGGACUGGAUGGACUGGAUGGAAAGCUGCCUAUCAAGAAGUGGAGACAAAUCACAAUGCCUGCCUGUGCCAAAAUCUCAGAUGGUGGACAGUUGGAGUGAUGAAAGGCCAAGCUGUCUGCUCCUAG